AUGCAUGGACUAGGAGAGGCAGAGAAAGCAUUACAUCAUUACAAACAGUCAGGUUCCCUUGUUGACCGCGAAGACAUUGCCAAAGCUGAGGCUCUUCAAAAACAGCUUAACAGAUGCAACGGAGCUCGGAAUUUAAAGGAGUGGAGCGAUUUGUUAAAGGGGACCCAAUUUGCAAUAUCAGUUGGUGCUGAUUCGGCUCCAAAAGUGUAUGCUCUGCAAACUGAAGCCUUGUUAAGGCUCCAAAGACAUCAAGAGGCCUAUGCCACCUACAAUAAGGGACCAAAAUUUCUCAUUGAAUCAUGUACAAAAUUGUUUGGCCCUGCUGGUAGCGCUUAUAUCUUGGUGAUGAAGGCGCAAGUUUACAUGGCCACAGGCAGGCUUGAAGAUGCUGUGAAAGUAGCUCAGCAUGCGGCUCAACUUGAUCCAAAAAACCAAGAGAUUGUUACCAUAGUAAAGAGAGCUAAAGCGAUAGCAUCAGCCAGACUGAGUGGUAACUUGUUGUUCAAGGCAUCACAAUACUUGGAAGCGUGUAAUAUGUACACCGAAGGACUAGAGCACGAGCCAUACAACUCAAUCUUACUAUGCAAUCGAGCAGCUUGUCGAUCUAAGCUUGGCCAAUACGAAAGAGCUGUGGAAGAUUGCACGACCGCGCUUAUUUUGCAGCCUACUUACAGUAAGGCCAGGCUACGCAGGGCAGAUUGCAAUGCUAAGCUGGAAAGAUGGGAAGCUUCAGUUCAAGACUAUGAGAUGCUGAUCAGAGAGAUUCCAGGAGAUGAGGAGGUGGGGCGCGCAUUGUUUGAGGCACAAGUGCAGCUUAAAAAGCAACGUGGCGAAGAUGUUAAGGACAUGAAAUUUGGUUCAAAUCUGGUUUUCAUCUCUAGCAAUGAACGGUUUAGACACUUUGUAACCUCACCUGGGAUGGCAGUGGUGCUAUUCUGUAACAAGGCCAAUCACAAGCAAGUAUUGCAGCUUAUGGAACAAGUCUGCAAGAGAUUCCCAUCUGUCAACUUCCUCAAGGUGGAGGUCGAAGACCACCCUUACUUAGCUAAAUCAGAAGGUGUAAGUUCUAUUCCAGCCUUCAAGAUAUACAAGAACGGAUCAAGAGUCAAAGAAAUUCCUGGAAACAACCGCGAAUUGUUAGAAAAAUCAGUUAAACUGUACAGCAGCCGAAGAAACAUAUUGUAAUUAGAGAAAAAAUUUAACAGAAAGAAAGAAAAGAACCAAGCUGGGAAAAAAAUAAUGUGGGCUAAUGGCCUUAAUGACUUUGGCGGCGUUGCAUAUUAGUUAUUAAGCAAAGAAAAUGAGGAUAAGAAGGAAUCAUUGGGGCACAACAAAGUAAAUUCUUGAAGAGAGAUUUAAGAGAUGGGUUCUUUUGUGAUGAUAAUUUCUAUAGUAAUUAUUUAUUUAUUGACUUUGACUGGAUGCUUAACCAGUCCUCUAUUCUUAUUUCUUUUUUGUUUGUUUAUUAGGUGAAAAGAAGAUUUGAUUAGAAAUGUUAGAUUUUACUACCAAUACGCGUGUGUUUGAUUUAGGGAAUGUUAUAUUACUAAAAAUAU
Pistacia vera is the source of this 1556-nucleotide messenger RNA. Its product is annotated as TPR repeat-containing thioredoxin TTL1-like. Gene Ontology annotation, molecular function: protein binding. The transcript has 7 exons. The record is from RefSeq and is a predicted model, not a curated record. Gene Ontology annotation, cellular component: cytoplasm. NCBI's taxonomy places the organism in Eukaryota, Viridiplantae, Streptophyta, Magnoliopsida, Sapindales, Anacardiaceae. The coding region runs from base 1 to 1185 and encodes 394 amino acids.